AUGUCCUCCUGCAACGUCCUCCAAAACCCAUCUUUCGAGUCCGGCUCGCUGGCUCCAUGGAAGGCCACUGUUGCAAACUCCGUCACCGUUUUGAACUCCAGCUCAGGCACCCCAGCUGCCGACGGCUACUCCUUCGCCCAGAUCAAGACCGCCAUUGAUAACGGCGGCCGCUCUUUCUACCAGAAUAUCAAAGACCUGAAGCCUUCCGUCGAGUACACAUUCGAUGCUCAGAUCCAGGUUCCCUGGGACUCGCCGGCCAGCUACUGCGCAGUCUACGCCUACAUGGGCCACAACGUCACCUUCACUGGCCCCAGGAAGGUCGCCCACGCCGACAUCCAGGAAACACAGCUGGGCAUUUGGAUGUCCCUGAACGGCACCUAUACCCCCAAAACAUCACACGGCGUCCUGAGCAUCUUCGGAUACUGCGACUUGGAAGAUCCGUCCAUCACCUCCGAAGUCUUCGUCGAUGCUGUCAGCUUUGCUCCCACCCAGUGCUAA
Penicillium chermesinum is the source of this 498-nucleotide messenger RNA. RefSeq lists its product as uncharacterized. The record is from RefSeq and is a predicted model, not a curated record. Gene Ontology annotation, molecular function: hydrolase activity, acting on glycosyl bonds. The coding region runs from base 1 to 498 and encodes 165 amino acids. NCBI's taxonomy places the organism in Eukaryota, Fungi, Ascomycota, Eurotiomycetes, Eurotiales, Aspergillaceae. The transcript has 2 exons.